AGUGUGUCUGUUACUCUCUGGGUAGAUUGCUGUCUCUCGGUCAUCGAGACUGACCUGAUUUGAACUGCCAUUCCCCCCAACCCGGUGAUAACAUAGACUUUACACUACAUCAUCAGUUGCUCGUGGAACUGCAAUGGCACUGCUUCCACAAGUGGAGGCAGAACACUUUGACGGGCUAUCACUCCUCUACUGGACAAUAAUGGGGCCCCAUGGCAUCAACCGUGCUGUGGAGAGACUAGAGUUUACAGACUGUAAAAAAGGGCUUGGUGUGAAGAUCAUUGGGGGCUACAGGGAACAGAGCGGUGAAGAGUUCGGAAUUUUCAUUAAACGAAUUUUGCCAGGUGGUGUGGCAGCACAGGACGGGCGUCUUAGAGCAGGGGACCUCAUUUUAGAUGUCAACAACAUGAAUUUAGGAGGUGUUACAAAUGAAAAGGCAGUGGAAGUUCUUCGCAUGGCGUCAGCUUCAAAUCACAUGUCUUUACUGAUAGUGCGCGACGAUGCUUCCAGGAGGGAAUUUGUUGAGUUAAUGGAAAAAUAUGGCUCCAGCAGUAGUACCAGCUCCGGAUCAGACACUUCUGUUUCCACAGGAAAGUUGACCGACACUGCCUCCUCCUCCUCAUCUUCCAGAUCAACCAGUCCUCUGCUUCUGAGCCCUAAAGACCCCAACCCAGUAUACACCACUGCCUGCAUUACCUCCCCACCUCCACAAGUCUGCACAGACUGCAUGAUUCAGUUGAUAUGUGUUGCCAAAGGGACAGGAUUAGGCUUGGUCAUCAGGGGCGGAGCUAACCGUGCAGAGGGGCCAAUGGUGUGUGUUCAGGAAAUAAUACAAGGAAGCGAUUGCCAAAAGGAUGGGAGACUAAAGGCUGGGGAUCAGCUCAUAUCCAUCAAUAAGGAAUCACUCAUUGGAGUGACACACGAAGAAGCCAAAAGCAUACUCACUCAAACAAAACUCAGACCAGACCCUACAGUAGAGAUAGCAUUCAUCAGACGAAGGUCUUCAUCAGGCUCCAGUAGUGGACCACACAGCCUGAUCUCCCUUCAGCCUCCCUGCAGUACAGCCCCCCAACUUAGGCCCGCUGGACUGGGGGGAACAACUCUGCCUGGAGGUCUCGUUCCUAAGAUUGCCAACACCCCCAACUCUGGAAGCGAGACUUUGCCUUCUGUAGAACUUACUAAGGUACGACCAGCAACAGGAAAGCCUAAUCCCAGCCCUGUGUCCUCACCUGACAGUGCCUGCACCAAAGUGGCCAACUCUGAUGCAACUGCUGCCUGUAAUCCCAGCAAUUCCUGCAGACCUUCAAAACAUCUAUCCUCCACUCCCAGCUUUGAGAAAAUAGAGCAGGCACUGGACAUGCUGGGAUUGAAGGCUACUGAGUCUCAGGUCCUGACACUGGGAGAAAGGCUGCGUCUGAGCCCAGGAGGGACAGUGGCUUAUGGAGAUUUCGAGAGAGUUGCAAAGGAACUCUUUAAACUACCAUCCAAAUCUGACUCGGAACAGGAAGUAGCAAGAUUGAUAUCAGAUGCUUUUAAUGAGCCUCCAUCAAACCCUACGCCAUCGUUAUCCGAGUCUGAUGAUCUGGAUGAGAUGGAGAGACUAAGAAAUGAGCACGUUGAGGUCUUAAGAGUGCUCAAGAAACUGCAGGAUAAGCAGACAGAAUCCGAGAGCCUUAAUCAUAAGAUGCAGCAGGAACUGACAAAAGUUAAACAGGAAGCAAAAUCUGCAGUGGAGGAGAGUCGAUCCCUGUGGACCCAGAUCCAUCUGGCAGAGGCAGCUCAGAAACAGGCCCGGGGAAUGGAGAUAGACUACGAGGAGGUUAUCCAUCUCCUGGAGGCUGAGAUAGCUGAAAUGAAAUCUCAGAAAACUGAGCAACCCAGUAAUGAAAAGGAGGAUCUGCAAGAUCUGAAAAAAAGGAUUUCUGUACUCGAAUGCCAGCUACGAAAGAGUGAAACUGCAAGGAAAGGUUUUGAAGUCUCUACGGGUAAACUUCUACAGUUUGUGGAGGCUGUCCAAGGCUUCCUGUCUGAAAACCAAAGCGGUUCAAGAGGCUACAGUUCUUCCAGCAAUCCAAAGUUGGCCACUCUGUCUCAGACCUUGCCAUCUCGAGGUGGGAAGAAACCACCUUGGACAGCAUCUGCUCUUGCUGUGGAAGCGAAUGAACUAACUAAUACUGUCAGAGGCAUUCUAGAGCUCGACUGUGUACCUCUUGUCUGGGGUGAGGCGUACACUGCAGGUGGAGUGAAGUACUACGUAAAGGCACUUCAUAAGUUGUUUGUGCAGCGUGAGAUAAACGGUUUUAGAUACAGUAAACAUUCAUCAGUCAUGUAACUCAGACAACAUCAUGGACGCACCCUGUAAUGAGAUCUUUGGGUCUGUCAGAAUCAAGAACAAAUGACGAAAGCCUGAACUCUCCAGAAUCCACAGCUUAGACUGAUUCGAAAGACUUCGCACUCUACUCCCACUUUCUGUCCAACUGUUCAUUUAAAAAAAGAAAAAGGAAAACAAUCUAAACACAGCAUAAACAUGAAGUGAUAUAUGCAUUAUAAAAAAAGUCAAUCAAACAAUAAAAAAUAAAAAAAACUCUACACCUUCAUUAAAUGAAAAUCGAACUGAUUUAAUGAAAUACGCAACAGAUUUAUCACAAAUAUUCCUGAGCUCUUUGAUUGGUUGAGAACUCACAGUUGAGUUUUCCCUGUUUUUGUGUCUGUCUGCUGUUUUUCUGACAUUUUAGGAAUUUCCCCUCAUGUUAUACACUCAUUUCUGUCUAUUUUUUACCUUGAGAAAAACAAUGGACAGGCGAUUUUCAGAAAAAGUCAAUUGCACUUGUUUGAAGUCAAAGGACGUGGCCUCUUGGUGAAGCAGGAACUUAGAUGUUGUGAAGUUCAUUCUAUUUGGCUUGUGUCUGCUGCCACUUUGAUCCACUUUCUGAAACUUCUCUUCACAGAUUUGUUGAAACAGGAACUUAUUUACUUUCCCAAACUUAAUCGAACCAGCUCUGAGAGCAAGACGCUUCUUUGGUUCACUAUAAUGUAACUGUUCUCUCACGCAUUUUUAAUUCUGCUGUAAGCGUUACUUUUAGUGACGUUCAUUAUGCAUAACUGUGAAAGUGUCUUCUCUUGCAUGUGCAAUUAGUUCUGUGCUUCCAUUAGAAAUGUGAGUUUAACAUACCCUAAGCCUUAUGUGGAUAAUUUCUUGGAAAAUGAUACGACAUGGCACAUUUGCUUUGUUGUGAAUUCACUCUGCCUAACAGUGUAAAGUUAGCUUCAGCGAUCUCUUUACAUAGAUCAUGAAGAUAUAUGUUUAUCCUGUAAUGUGUGAAUACUUCUGUGGUUCUAUUAAAAAAAAUAAACAGAUAAAAAUCUA
Carassius gibelio (silver crucian carp) is the source of this 3364-nucleotide messenger RNA. RefSeq names its product syntaxin-binding protein 4-like. The transcript is spliced from 23 exons. Gene Ontology annotation, biological process: regulation of insulin secretion involved in cellular response to glucose stimulus; insulin receptor signaling pathway. The coding region runs from base 134 to 2329 and encodes 731 amino acids. NCBI's taxonomy places the organism in Eukaryota, Metazoa, Chordata, Actinopteri, Cypriniformes, Cyprinidae. Gene Ontology annotation, molecular function: syntaxin binding. Gene Ontology annotation, cellular component: cytoplasmic vesicle. The record is from RefSeq and is a predicted model, not a curated record.